Linum tenue is the source of this 366-nucleotide messenger RNA. The record is from the annotation of a GenBank genome assembly. Lineage: Eukaryota; Viridiplantae; Streptophyta; Magnoliopsida; Malpighiales; Linaceae.
AUGGCAGCCGUCGACGAAUCAUCUUCUACAAUAAGCACUACUGUUCACCACAAUGUCGAUCCUCCAUCGAGCUGCGACGGAGAAGCUAGGGAGGGGACGACGCUGGCCACUUGCGACGCCAUGGAAGGGCAUUGCUUCAACGCGGAUAGAGACGACUCCAUGAUGGAUAUGGAGAGUCACGACAGGUUGUUAUGGGAGAUGGGCCCGGAGAGGCAGAGGUACAUCACCUACGAAGCACUUAGGGCAAACAGUAUCCCGUGUGGCUGGCGUGGAAACUCCUACUACGAUUGCGAUGCGCACAAGAGGGUCAACCCUUAUCGUAGGGGUUGCACCGCUGCAACCCGUUGCUUCAGGUACACUCAUUGA